AUGUGUACUAGUAUUUCGAAGACCCGCGAAACUUUCAUCUGCCAGGACGAUUUUGUAAAGUUAAGAAGCGAACUUAAUGUCCAGGAUUCAGACUUGGACGACUCGAUAAUGCAGUGGAAAGAAGAAGUUCAACAAUUUGCGAGAGAACAACAAAUUGGAGUUUCUUCGUUGAAAGGUGCCGCCGAAGAGUUCUUCCUUUUGCAUCAAACUGUUGAAAAUGCUCAACAUUUGGAGAAUUUUGUAAGAGACAACGAUGAUCAAACGCAGACAUUAUUGGGUGAUAGGCGUUUCGUUCAUGACGCUCAAAACAAAGUGAAACAACUUGAACGAAAUGCAACAAGAUUUCUGGAAUUGAAAAGACAGCUUUUAGAUGGACAUGUGACAGAGGAGCAGCUUCUUGAGCAAGGAAAGUCGCAGCUGGCAAAAAUCACAGUAGCAAAGCUGCAGAAGAGAUUAGAAAUGUUGUAUUUUUCAGUCACUAGAUGCACAAAAGAAAUAACUUCUCUUGCUGAUUCUAGCAAACGAAGAUCUUCCAUGAGAAAGAAAUGCGCUAAAGAGAAGUCCGAAAUAAAAUCCACCGAGAAGAGUUAA
Xenia sp. Carnegie-2017 is the source of this 591-nucleotide messenger RNA. RefSeq lists its product as uncharacterized. The record is from RefSeq and is a predicted model, not a curated record. The coding region runs from base 1 to 591 and encodes 196 amino acids. The transcript is spliced from 3 exons. NCBI's taxonomy places the organism in Eukaryota, Metazoa, Cnidaria, Anthozoa, Malacalcyonacea, Xeniidae.